UAUGGGCAAAUCAAAGAGUACAGUAAUAAGGGCAAAUGUUACAUUUAUAUCACUCGCUCGCGAGGAGUAUUAUUGUUCUGUGCUCGCGAGCUACUCAAGUCUCAAGUCUAAUUGCAUCGGUUGAGCAGACAAUAAUAUUUAGUGGCUGUGUUUUUAUUUGUCGAAUUUUCGUUCAAGAAACCAUGGGGGCCAUAUUAACGGUCAUUUUUGUAAACACAGUAUCCGGUAUUGUGGUAUACACGGGUAAAGGCUUGUGGUUACUGCCGAUGCUUGGAUUUUCAGCCACAGGCAUAGUAGGCGGCUCUUUGGCGGCCACUGCCAUGUCUUUCUAUGGUAACGUGCAGGCCGGGAGUAUAAUUGCUCAGGCUCUUUCUAUGGCGAUGUAACUGUCAUAAAAUAAAUGGUGAGUUAUUAUUCGAACCUAUAAUGGCCCUUCCUAAGAGCCCAAACACGGCCCUAUACGGAUAAAGGCUCUGGAGCUACGCCUCCGGUAAAAUUUGGGUGAAGUCCUGCCCAAGUAUAUA
Molecule: messenger RNA, 524 nt
Organism: Diatraea saccharalis (sugarcane borer)
Lineage: Eukaryota; Metazoa; Arthropoda; Insecta; Lepidoptera; Crambidae
Source: the annotation of a GenBank genome assembly